GAUCGCUCCACGGCGUCCCGAGACGCGCUCAGUGCGUCCUGGGACGCACCGGAACGGCCGCGUUGCCCGGUGCGCUCUCUGGACCCGCCGGCUCGGCGUUGCUCGAGCGGAUCCUCAUCCGAGGUUGCUCUCAUCCUGCCUUCGCCUUGGGGAGGUACAGGGGCCCCGCCGCGCUCUUGCUCGAGAUACUGGCGCGCGGCGGGCCGAUGCGGUGGCAGGACGCGUGCGGCUGCGGCUGCUGUUGCCCGCGCGCUGGCUUCGGCUUUGGGCUGGCGGUCGUGGUCGGCGUGCUGUCGGUGGCCCAGCGCAGCAAGCUGGUGCUGCAUUGCGCGCACGUGGUCAGGGACCUCGCUUGGUCCAGGGGAGGCACUGCGGUGCACAGGCUCUUGGGCGGGUCGUCGCUGUACGUGUACUUCGCGGCCGGGUCCAGAUGGCCACUGCCAGAGGUGAGGCGCCCCGCGAGGCGCCAGCUCCUCAUCACGCGCACAAGCUACUACGGGGGCGAGCGCCUGAGGGACCUGCCAGCGGUGAACCUCGGCGGGGGGGUCCCGACGAGGGAGUACGCCCAUGUCGUGGUGCAGCCCAGGGUGACGUACCAGACGUGGAUGGGUUUCGGAGGCUCUUUCACGGAGUCCUCGGCUGACCUUUUCGCCAGCGCUAGCCUCGAGAACCAGAAGCUCAUCAUGGAUGCCUACUUCGACGAGCACCUUGGCCUGGGGUACACUCUGGGCCGGUUGCACAUGAACUCUUGCGAUUUCUCCGGCAGUUCGUGGAGUUGCGAUGAUUCGCCAGACGACAUCCAGCUGGUCAAUUUUAGUAUCCAGCGCUACCAUAGGUCGAUUCUGCCCAUGGUGCGCCGGGCGGCCGAAUGCGCGGGCAGAAACCUCACGCUGAUCGCCAGCCCAUGGAGCCCUCCGGCAUGGAUGAAGGACACGGGCCGCAUGGUUCACGGCGGCAGCCUCUUGUGGAAGCACCACAGCACUUGGGCACGAUUCUUUGUCCGAUUCGCAUUGGAGAUGAAGCUCGCCGGGGUGCCCCUUUGGGGUUUUACUGUCCAGAAUGAGCCAGACGCAGUGACGCCUUGGGAGAACUGCUACUUCUCGCCUAGAGACGAGCUCGAGUUCAUCCGCGACUUCCUGGGGCCAGCCCUGGAGGCGAGCAAGCUGGACCUGCGGCUGCUGUUCUGGGACCACAACAGGGAUAAUAUGUUGUUGCGCGCCCAGACUAUCUAUGCGGACCCACGCGCAGCCGAAUAUGUGUGGGGCAUUGGCUACCACUGGUAUGGCGACCCCAGACAUGAGAUCUGGCCCGACCGGUCGGGGCAGGUGAGCUGGGACAACGUGCAGCGUGUGCACGAGUUAAGGCCAGACAAGCACAUCAUAAUGACCGAAGCCUCGCAGGAGUUCGGCCCCAGGAUCGGCGAUUGGGCGACAGGCGAGCGGUAUGCGGAAGCGCUCAUCCGCGACAUGAACCAUUGGCUGGAGGCGUGGAUCGAUUGGAAUUUGGUGUUGGACGAGACAGGUGGGCCGAACCACGUGGGCAACUUGGUGUCUGCGCCGGUCAUUCUGGAUACAGCGCGCGGGCAGGUUUUGCAUUUGCCAUCCUAUUAUUAUUUGGCGCAUUUCUCGCGGUACAUCAGGCCUGGGGCGAAGCGCAUUGCUGUGGGCACUAACCGGGACACCUUGGAGGCGACUGCGUUUAUCAACCCCGAUGGCGUUAUUGUUGUGGUCGUGCUGAAUAGGAGCAUCUGGCCAUCGGAGUUCCUUUUGUUGUUCCCGAGCAUGAUGUCCGAAGUGAGCGUACGGCUCAAUGCACCCGCACAUUCAAUACAGACAUUGAGACUGGUCGACGAGCCAAGGUAGCCAAAAAUGGCCAAAGAGAGGUGGUUCAAGCCAAUACGGGCCAAGCCAGUGGGCCACCGCGCCAGGGAUCUGGCAGUGUCUGCGAAAGAUUGAUGGCCUGCCGCCAGCGGCGUGUGAUUUUGUGGGCGCUGUGCGCAGCGGGGUUGCCGCCAGGCGCACGCCUGGGAUGCUGCAGGCGCCCGUGGAGGCUGCGUUUCCCUGCGGCCAACGGCGCGGGAAGUCGUGGGCAUUGUGCGCGGCGACUUCACCGCCAGGUGCACGCUUAGAUGCUGCAGGCGCCCGUGGCGGCUGCGCUUCAGCGGGGGGCGCACCAGCGCAACUUGCCAACGUGCCCAGCCGCGCCGCGAGAGCUCGGCCGGCGGCAGCGCUCGACGGUUUGCAGGAGACCUCUGCGGAUGUGGGCGUCCAGGGAGUCCCGCAGGCUGAGACGCCGCUGAGGGGCUUGGGCCGCCAGGGCCAAGCACUGCGCCCAAGCAAGCAGCCAAGGUGCGGCCCAGCGCCGAGCACAGGGACGUAGCGGCUGCGCGUCGAGAUCUGUAAGGCCGUAGCGGGGAAGGCGGACGGCAGGGUCGUGCACGUGGUGGACGACGGCGAGGUGCCCAAUAGCGAGCCGGAGUGGGGCUCAAAUGAGGCAGGGGCAUAGGCUGAGCGAUUCGCCCAGGAGGCGGCCGCCGACAGGUUGGAGGCCAAGCGCCAGUCUGGUGCCGAGCGCUGGGCCCUGAGCAGGACGUGCGAAUGGCCCACCGCUCGCCCCGUGGUGCGCAUGGCGCUUCGCCGAGCUGCGACACCUGGGAAGGUCUUGAGUCGGUGGAGCUGCGCCAGCUCGUGGCCGAGAUCAGCGCAGAGUGUACGGUCGUGGCCGCGCAGCGCAGCGCGAUACCGAGGCUGUUGACGCUACGGCGGAGCAUCCGAGCAGACGCCUGCCCGAGCUGCCACGCAGAGGCGUGGGCGCCAGGCCAAAGCCGAGAACGACCAAACGGGCGCGCGCAGCGCGGGGUGCAUCUUCUGAUGUGUUGUCGGCUUCAGCGGCAAGCUUCGCGCAACGACGUUCGGUUGCACUUCGAACGCUCACUGGUGUUUUCGCAACGGCGCCAGUUGCUUGCAGAGGCCGCUUGGCACGACGGCCUUCGAUGAUGUGUAAGGUGGUUGAUGGAAGUUUCGCGCGUCAUGGCGGCACUUGGUUCCACCAUGAUUGUACAUCCGAUCGUUAGUAGCGUAAUACCUUGAUUACAGCAGCAACCCUUGUUUGAUCAAAGUUGGUUGUGUUGCGCACAAACUUUUGCGCGGUGGCUCAGGGUGGUUCCUUAGACAUUUUGGAGCACCAUUGGCGUUCAAUGAUGUCAGGGGACUGAUGUUCACUGGAUUGGUGAGCGUUGGCCGUCCAGGCUGUUACGGCAUGUGCCUUGCUUGCGACGCUCUGGCCCAGGGCAUACAUACGAUUUGGUCGUAUAUAUGAGCACCU
This is a messenger RNA of Prorocentrum cordatum, 3324 nucleotides long. NCBI's taxonomy places the organism in Eukaryota, Dinophyceae, Prorocentrales, Prorocentraceae. The record is from the annotation of a GenBank genome assembly.